Topomyia yanbarensis is the source of this 1673-nucleotide messenger RNA. Its product is annotated as vesicular glutamate transporter 2-like. Bases 81 to 1535 code for a protein of 484 amino acids. The transcript has 6 exons. The record is from RefSeq and is a predicted model, not a curated record. Gene Ontology annotation, cellular component: plasma membrane. Gene Ontology annotation, molecular function: transmembrane transporter activity. NCBI's taxonomy places the organism in Eukaryota, Metazoa, Arthropoda, Insecta, Diptera, Culicidae. Gene Ontology annotation, biological process: transmembrane transport; monoatomic anion transport.
CAGUUGAGCGUGGGAGAUUCCCGAGUUUGGUUCGAUUUCGUGCGCGGUUCGGUGCCAGUCAAACGACUCGCUUUGCAAUCAUGGACGCCGCUAAGAGCAGUCAAUUAAGUGAUGGAAUCGACGCUCCCGUGUGGAUGUUCUGGAAGCGGCGUCGGUACAUUGUGGUGUUGAUGGCAUUUCUAGGCUUUCUGAAUCUCUACACAAUGCGAGUGAACUUGAGUGUGGCCAUUGUAGCCAUGACGGAAAAUCGAACUGUGCUGCAGGAUGACGGAAGCGUGGUACAUGAACAAUAUUUCGAUUGGAGUUCAAGUGAACAGGGAUACGUGUUGAGCUCGUUUUUCUAUGGAUACAUGAUAACUCAGAUUCCAGGAGGGUAUCUCUCCAACAGGCUAGGCGGUAAUAACGUGUAUGGAGCGGGAAUAGGAUUGACAGCCAUUCUAACCCUACUGACACCAUUGGCAGCUCACGGAGGCGUCGGGUGGUUGAUCGGCGUUCGGGUUUUGGAAGGAAUGUUCCAGGGUGUUGCCUUUCCUUGUAUGCACGCCGUUUGGGCUAAAUGGGCUCCACCGAAUGAACGAUCACGCAUGGUAAUGUUUUCGUUUGCUGGUGUAUUUGUUGGUACGAUUCUCGCAAUGCCAGUAAGUGGCAUUCUUGCCGAAUCUUGGACUUGGGAAAGCGUAUUCUACGUCUUUGGUGGCGUUGGGAUUAUUUGGUGUAUCGCGUGGUUUCUUAUCGUGAAGCGUUCUCCAGAGCGAGAUCGUUUUAUCACACUCUCUGAGAAGGAAUUUAUUCUGAAGAGUCUUGGACAAGUUGAAGGAGAAACAGAAAAGAUCCAACAUCCUUGGAAAGCUAUCUUUACGUCUAAGGCUGUAAUUGCGACAGCCGUCGCAAAUUUCUGCGAAAACUAUGGUUUCUAUUUCCUACUCACGCAGCUUCCAACGUUUUUAAAAGACACCAUGCACUUCGAAGUCCAUACGACCGGCUUCGUAGCUGCGCUUCCAUAUAUGGCGAUGGGACUCAGCCUAAGUAUCGCAGGAUACCUGGCAGAUUGGUUCCAAAUCAAGGGAAUUUUGACUACUACACAAGUUCGACGAAAUUUCAACUGUGCUGCCUUUGUAGUUCAAACUAUCUUCAUGAUUUUGGGAGUACUCAUACUGGAACCGAUCCCUACCAUCAGUUGCAUUACAGUAGCAGUGGCGAUGGGAGCAUUCGCGUGGUGCGGCUACGCUGUCAACCAUCUGGACCUAUCCCCUAAAAGUGCCGGGGUGCUGAUGGGAAUUUCGAAUUCGAUAGGCACCAUAGCGGGAAUCGUUUCGCCAAUCGUUACCGGUUACAUAACGGUCAACAAAACCGAUGACCAGUGGAGGUUGGUGUUCUACAUUGCCGCCGGAAUCUACAUGAUUGGAUUCGUGGUGUACUGGUUUUGGGCCUCCGGGGAACUGCAACCAUGGUCCAUUGAAAUGCAGAUAAUUGCUGAGAAGAAAAGGAAUGCUAAUCAAAUGAGCUUUGAUAAUAAACUUGAAAUCGAUGAAUAGAACCCAAGAGCAUACCUGGUACAACGUCGAUACACCAUAGCUUUUGCUUACUGUUGUGUUAUCGAUGAAGACUACCACGCGAACCAAUAUACAGAUGGCGCUAGUGUAACAAUGUAUUUUAAUUUAAACAGUUGAGAC